UCAGCGGUUUGCCGUCCGGGUCCAUCGCCUCCUCGCCCACUUGCUCCUCAAUCUCUGCCAGGAUCGACUCACGUGUCUCCUUUGACCAAUGCGAUGGCAGGAUGUCAGCGUCGUCCAGGGGAGGCAUGUCAGCCGAUGGAAGCCGAUGGCCGUUCCCUUCGCUGCAGACAUACACAACACACACACACAUGUGUGUGCCGCAGAUGCCGACAUUGACGCUGUCUUUCACAUACUCGAUAUAUCGAUGUGGUGGUUGAUUCUGAUGCUCAGUAGCAGGGACAUCGGACCAGGGAGGUGAGGCCGCAAACGCUGGCAGACCUUGCUGAGACGAUUGCCGUUCACCGAAGACAUGGACGUCCCACGAAACACGUCCUGAGAGUGAGUGCCCAUGAUGAAUCAUGUGAUGAAAUGCAUCUCGAUUCAUCACCCAUCUUACCAUCAGACUGAUGAUGGCCGAGACGAGGGAGCAACAUAAUCCUGGACACCACGUGUCGCGCGCCUCCAUGCUCUGCAUCGCAAGGAUCAGGGCAUCGUUGUAUAUGGGGAAGGUGGCGGUGCAGCAGUCGGCCGUCUGGCACUCGAGACGGCCGGCGGUCUCCAGGAAGCCUAGGUCGUGCAACAGCUGAUAGAACCGGGUCUGCACUGAGUCCCCCAU
This is a messenger RNA of Vitrella brassicaformis, 655 nucleotides long. NCBI's taxonomy places the organism in Eukaryota, Vitrellaceae. The record is from the annotation of a GenBank genome assembly.